Messenger RNA from Paecilomyces variotii, 1202 nucleotides. RefSeq lists its product as hypothetical. NCBI's taxonomy places the organism in Eukaryota, Fungi, Ascomycota, Eurotiomycetes, Eurotiales, Thermoascaceae. The coding region runs from base 255 to 1202 and encodes 315 amino acids. The record is from RefSeq and is a predicted model, not a curated record. The transcript has 2 exons. Gene Ontology annotation, biological process: protein phosphorylation. Gene Ontology annotation, molecular function: ATP binding; protein tyrosine kinase activity.
CUCUGACUUUGAACUCUGGGACGCGAUAAGCCUUGCUCUCCACAAUCUACAACAAAGACCUUAGGCUCGUAGAGCCUUGGAGAAUCUGAAGAAAUGUCUACCUACAUGUGGACCCUAUGUACUCACUCAUUGUGAUCUUACCUCACGUGCAGCACAUGACCGCUGGGAGCUCAGGGGCCUCCUGCAAAAAUCCUUUGUUACAAAAAGACUAGACAUCACCCACGAGCGAGCUGUCUUCGCUGAUUUCAUCAACUAUGAACAACAAUGAUGGCCCUGAGCUGAUCGGUCUUGGCCGAACUGGACGCGUGAUGCGGUACGGAAAUAUUGCAGUGAAAACUGCCAAUAUUUGGACGGCGCCCGAGGACGCGUCCGAGAGAACAAGAAUUGGCUGGGAGCACAUGAUUGAGCUGAACAUGGAGUCCCUGAAACAUGAGGGACUUGUAUAUUGCCAUCUUGGGCAUGUCCAAGGCGUAAUAAAGCCCUGCAAGGUCUCCGACACUGAGAUUCAGAUGCCAUAUCUACGCCAAGGGUCACUCAGCGGCUAUCUGCGUGCUCAUAGUGAUAGCGUGGACAGCAUUCAACGAUCACGAUGGCUCCAGGAAGCUGCCCACACCAUCCGUCGGGUACACGAGCGGCGGGUAUUGGUUGCUGACAUUGCGACACGAAAUUUCCUGCUCGACGAGAAUCUUUCUCUCCAAAUGUGCGAUUUCACCGAGUCUGUCAUUGUUUCGAACGACGAGGAAAUGGCCAAUUUCGUAUCUGAAGACUUCGUUUCAGUCAAGUUCGACAUUGCGCGCUUCGGCUCGAUGAUGUACGAGGUCACCUCCGGAAGCCGAUACGAAUUCUACGUAGUACCCGAAAUCGAUACCGAUCUAGAUGACGAUCCAGAGUCCAAGACAUUCAAGGCGUGGCCGACUGCUGAGAAACUUCCAAAUACGGAUAAUGUGUUCUUGGGGGGUAUAAUCAGGAGAUGCUGGGUUAGGGACGGAUUUCUCACGAUGCAGGAAGUUUGUCACGCCUUGGAUAAUGCUGAUCAAAAGCCAGCAGCCUUAAAGGCUUCUGCAACUUACUGGAAAGACACGGAUAUUAUCAAAGUCGAGCUCAUCCCAGAGCGUGAGCUACCUAAUCCAGGCCCCAGCCAGGGUAUCAUUACUUUCUGUAUCAUCCUCCGCGCUGGCGAGGAUGUGAGAAUCAUCCAUUGA